UUGAGGGGGAGGGAAGGGAACGAAUAACAUCACUGAAAUGUGUGAGAAACGCAAAUUGAAACUUUGAAACCCACAAUUUGAAACAAAACCCUAACCCACACUUUUUCUGCUCUUUCUUCUCACUCUCACACACACUCAAUUCAAUCCAGCCGCCAUUAAUCGAAGCUAAAUCCUCACUCAUAUUCUCCCCAGAUCUCCAUUGAUUUUCUCCAUUUAUUCAGGUUAUUCAAAUGGAUGCUAUGCAAACAAAUCCUGAACGCCGUCCAUUCUCCAUUAAAUUGUGGCCUCCGAGCCAGAACACUAGGAUCAUGCUUGUUGAACGAAUGACCAGCAAUCUUUCAACUCCAACAAUAUUUACCCAGAAGUAUGGUAGCUUGAGUAAGGAGGAGGCCGAGGAGAAUGCUAAGCAAAUUGAAGAGGUGGCAUUUACUGCUGCAAAUCAGUUCUAUGAAAAGGAGCCAGAUGGUGAUGGGAGCUCUGCAGUUCAGUUAUAUGCCAAGGAAUGUAGUAAACUAAUCUUAGAAGCCCUGAAAAGAGGUCCUGUAACUAAAGUUGUCAGAGAAGUGCCAAUUUCUGAGUUGGUUCAUGAAAGUUUAUUUGAUAUAUCAAAAGGCCCUCGUGCCUUCAUUGAGGCUGAAGAGGCAGAAGAGCUUUUGGCACCAUUAAAGGACCCAUCAAACAAUUACACCAAGAUAUGCUUCAGUAACAGAAGUUUUGGUUUAGGCGCAGCACGUGUAGCAGAACCCAUUUUGGCAUCUAUCAAGGAUAAAUUGAAGGAAGUAGACCUGUCUGAUUUUAUAGCCGGUAGACCAGAGGUAGAAGCCUUGGAAGUCAUGAACAUGUUCUCAGCUGCCCUUGAAGGUGCUGUUCUGAAAUCUCUUAACCUCUCUAACAAUGCUUUGGGUGAGAAGGGUGUUCGUGCAUUUGGAGCACUUCUGAAAUCACAGAGUAACUUAGAGGAGCUUUACUUGAUGAAUGAUGGCAUCUCAGAGGAGGCAGCACGUGCUGUAAAUGAGCUGGUUCCUUCCACAGAGAAGCUUAGGGUGCUUCAGUUUCACAACAACAUGACAGGUGAUGAAGGUGCUCUUGCUAUUUCUGAGGUUGUAAAGCGUUCUCCUUUGCUGGAGGACUUUAGAUGUUCCUCAACUAGAGUAGCUUCUGAAGGAGGGGUUGCCCUAUCUGAAGCCCUAGAGGGAUGUGUUCAUUUAAAGAAGCUUGACUUGCGCGAUAACAUGUUUGGUGUAGAAUCAGGAAUUGCUUUGAGUAAAGCUCUUUUGAAACAUGAAAAUCUUCUUGAGGCCUACCUGAGUUAUUUGAACUUAGAAGACGAGGGAACUAUUGCUAUAGCAAAUGCUCUCAAGGAUUCAGCUCCAUUGCUUGAAGUAUUGGAGCUGGCUGGAAAUGACGUUACGCCUGCUGCUACGCCCGCACUGGCUGCAUGCCUAACAUCAAAGCAGCAUCUCUUGAAGGUCAAUUUGGCUGAAAACGAGCUUAAGGAUGAAGGAGCUUUACAUGUUAGCAAGGCUUUGGAAGGUCAUACUAAGUUAAAGGAACUUGAUAUGAAUACAAAUGCAAUAAGAAGGGCUGGUGCUAGGGUUUUGGCUAAUAUGGUGGUGGAUAAGCCUGAUUUUGAAAUGUUGAAUAUUAAUGGAAAUUUCAUCUCAGAUGAUGGAAUUGAUGAUGUUAAUGAAAUUUUCAAGAAGUCUCCCGAGAAGCUCGGGCCAUUGGAUGAAAAUGACCCGGAAGGUGGAGAUGAGGAUGAAAAGGAAUCAGAGGAUGGUGAUGGAGAGGAAAAUGAACUGGAAUUUGAGCUGAAGAAUCUUGAUGUCGGUGAGGAAUAGGUUUAUUUCUGAUAGGUAAAAUUAUGUAGGAUAAGUCAGUAGCGUACUUUUAGCAUCCGAAUCCACAGUUGUCCUCUUUUAUCUUCGACACGCUUUGGAUCAACAGCUUUUUAGAGCAUCUGGCAGCAAAUGACUUUCAUGGGGAGUGGCUUAUAGCUUUAUAUUUGUAGGUCAUUCUUCUUCUUUUGAACCCUCCCCAUUCCCCUCUUUUAUGUAAUUUUAUUGUUCUGGGUAAGUUGCUUCUUUGGAACCCUCACUGAGCUGUUCUAUGUAGGACUCUGUUUUUAUUUAUCGAUAUUGUAAAAGAGGGAUUGCCAUUUUUUCGUCAUAUUGAGCUUCUGUUCAUAAAGAAGCAACCUUUGCUGGAGAUGUACUUCAAGAUUUCAGUGUGCUGAAUCAUUGUUAUGUAGUACUUUAUGAUGUUGCAGAGUCAGCUCUUUCAAUAUAAACUUGUUCUGUUUA
Beta vulgaris subsp. vulgaris (sugar beet) is the source of this 2303-nucleotide messenger RNA. RefSeq names its product RAN GTPase-activating protein 2. NCBI's taxonomy places the organism in Eukaryota, Viridiplantae, Streptophyta, Magnoliopsida, Caryophyllales, Amaranthaceae. The coding region runs from base 231 to 1841 and encodes 536 amino acids. The transcript is spliced from 2 exons. The record is from RefSeq and is a predicted model, not a curated record. Gene Ontology annotation, molecular function: protein binding; GTPase activator activity.